GUUUGAAAAUUGUGGAUCUUCGGAAACCUACACUGCUUUUUUGCAGCUUUUAUAAAGUUUUAUUCCACCAUACUUUCCUGGUUUAAUAGCUGGAUAAACAUUUUUGAAAACGUUUUUAUCAUAUAAAUUGCAAUCAUGGGGAAGAUUAUGAAACCGGGUAAAGUUGUCCUUCUCCUCAGUGGAAAAUAUGCUGGUCGCAAAGCCAUUGUCAUAAAGAAUUACGAUGAAGGAGCGGCAAAUAAACAAUAUGGUCAUGCUCUGGUGGCGGGAAUUGAUGUGUAUCCUCGCAAAGUAACCAAGACUAUGGGAGUCAAGAAGCUGGCAAAGCGAUCUCGCAUCAAGCCCUUCGUCAAAAUCUGCAAUUACAAUCAUGUUAUGCCCACCAGGUAUUCAGUCGACAUCGCCUUUGAAAAGAACGUCGUGAACAAGGACGCAUUCAGAGAUCCUUCUCUCAGGCGCAAAGCCCGCUCGGAAGUGAGGAGAAAAUUCGAGGAGAGAUACAAGACCGGCAAGAACAAGUGGUUUUUCACUAAAUUGAGAUUCUAAACUGUAACGACGAGCAGUUUAAUUUUGGUUGUGAUCUUUUCUUACUUUUACCAUCCAUCGUAUGCGUUCGGAUACUGCAAUCAGAAUUAAAGGUUCUUCGUUCGA
Paramacrobiotus metropolitanus is the source of this 651-nucleotide messenger RNA. Its product is annotated as 60S ribosomal protein L27-like. Bases 136 to 546 code for a protein of 136 amino acids. Gene Ontology annotation, cellular component: ribosome; cytosolic large ribosomal subunit. The transcript has 3 exons. Gene Ontology annotation, molecular function: structural constituent of ribosome. Gene Ontology annotation, biological process: translation. NCBI's taxonomy places the organism in Eukaryota, Metazoa, Tardigrada, Eutardigrada, Parachela, Macrobiotidae. The record is from RefSeq and is a predicted model, not a curated record.